Messenger RNA from Triticum urartu, 5182 nucleotides. The record is from RefSeq and is a predicted model, not a curated record. Lineage: Eukaryota; Viridiplantae; Streptophyta; Magnoliopsida; Poales; Poaceae.
UUUUUAGCCUAGGUCAGAAGAAUGAACAUGCUGAUCAAGCCAGACACCUAAAACAAGAUCACCUUAGAACAAGAGAACCCUAGAACCAGAUAAGACAGAUAUUAUUAAUGCACCACAAAGGCCUCGAUGAGCGCUAAUGCACGCUCAGGGCUGCACGCCCACUAAUCAAUAAUUACACCGGAGAGGCAAAGUUGACACUGGGGUCAAAGGAAAGGAGCUGAUGCAAAGCGCAGGAGAGACGAAGACAAAGGACACAUACAACAUCUAGCCGCGCACGCGCAGCUUGGACAGGAAACUUAAACAAGGGGCCUGAUCUCUUGCCACUGAUGUCACCCUCACACUUUCAUAGGUUGACAUGGAGAUGAAAUAAACAAAGAGCGGGUUGCUCCAUGUUUUCAGGGCAUGCGCCCUUCCCCCUCCGAAUUUAAAAACCGCAAGCUUUGGACGUGAAUUGGUCAAGCAUCAACAAUAUAUUUCCGGUAGCUUGGAAGCAAAUCCACGCCACAGAAACUUUGCAUACUUCAACGUGUCUUGUUGAAAUCAUAUUGUUUCACGCGGUAAUUUACCUCAAGAUAGAAUUGUGGCCUUUGAAUCUGAACACAUUCCUACACUCCCUUGCUCGAAAGAAUACGAAACUCCACAAUAAAACCAUCCCAGUUCGCAUGCUAACCAAGUGGUUUGGGGCCCCUGCAUAUCAGCAGGCGCGAUGCAGUUUGCGAGUCACUUAUUGGUAAAGGUGCCACCUUGUUGGCCUAGCACUUAAUGGCUACCUGGUAAUCCUACACAUCAAACAAACAAAUAGGUUAAGUCAUGGAAAGAGGAGAAACAUGCAAAGGAACAGGUGAAAUAACCUAAUCACCUAAUGCACUGCAGGGACAAAUAGAGCAAUAAUAGAGAAUGACAGUAACUAGUGCACUACAGUACUGCAUUACGUGUAGCCGUGACAGGGGGGACUAGGAUGCAAACAAGAGGCAGAUCAUAGGGGGAAAGGUGGGUCCCUCAAAAGGAGUAUAAGCCAAUUUACAAACCUCUUCAGCUACAGGCAUUCGGCUUUAAAGCUUGAUCAAGCUCCUUGCACUUCCUUCCUAAACCACAACCACCAUCUCUGCCAAAACCAAACCAAACCCAGAGACCAACUCACCAGAAACACAAGGCCAGGCACCAACAAUGGCAAGACAUGGCCCCCAAAUCCAUGACCAACCACUCCAAGAAGAGGACUACAUAGACAUGGAGCUGAGCUCACCUGCAGCUGCAAAGGUGGUCAGCAAUACAGCAAGCUUGCUUUGCUACACCACAGCCAUGGCAGCCUCCCCCCAGCAGUCGAGGGAGUUUGAGUUCCACAUGUCAGCUCCCGUUGACCACUGGGAGCCCAUGGCAUCACCAGCAGAUGAGCUCUUCUACAAGGGCAAGCUGCUACCGCUCCACCUUCCACCACGCAUCCAAAUGGUUGAAAGGCUCCUCGAGAUCGCAGCUGACAAGGGCCUCCUCUCCGCGAGCACUGCCCCGGCGACACCAUACCAGUCGUGCCACGUUUCACCAGCAAAUUCAUGUUAUGCAAGUGGUGAGCUCAAUGCAGAGCAGUACUUCAGCGAGUGCGCAUCCGCCAGUGUUGCUGCUGCUGAGGUGGAAGCAGCAUGCGAAAAGAAGCCAUGGUCCAAGAAGCUCAAGUUCAUCAAGAAUCUCAACCUUGGUCUCAAGCUCAAGGCAUCAAAGGCUUACCUCAAGACAAUAUUUGCAGCUAAAGCAGGGGAUCCAGAUGACAAGGGUGGUGCACCAAGAGCAAAUGAGUUCUCCACCGCCCAGGUCAAGAGCUGGAGGAAGAACCCAUUUGGCCAGAUCAGAAGCAACAGGUACACAACCUCGCCCAUCAGCAACAGUGCCACACUGGGAGGGAAGCUUAAAGAAGAUGAGUACGGCCAUAGGAGGUCAUUCUCUAGUGUUAUUAUCCGAUAUUCGUCAUCAAACAAGACAUCAUCUGCCUCAUCAUCGUCAUGCUCUUCGUCAAAUUCAUCAUCCUACAUCCCGAGCUCAAAUGACUCUGGUUUGGGGCCAGUGCUCAGGAGGAGCAGCAGUGCCAGCUCAGAGAUGGAUAAUCCAAUCCAGGGUGCAAUAGCAUACUGCAAGAAGUCGCAGCAACUGGCCUCAGUGAGGAAGAGUGCAAGCGAUGCAGGUUUCCGGUUCAUGUCAUCAUCAGUGUCAAAGAUAGCUGCAGAAUCUGAAGAUGCAGAAGACAUUUUUCAGAUAUGCAGACAACGGUAGUAUAGAUGGUAUAAAAUUUCAACACCCUGAUGAUUUUGUACACAUUUGUAUUCUGAUCAUAUGUUUCCUAAAGACAUGCUAUCCCCUUAAAAACUUGGCUAUGUAACUUCUGUCUAUGAAUGAACAGUUUCACUAUGUUCCGAGUACUAGUAUUUUAGCACUUGACAUGGUUGUGGAAGUACCAAAGUGCAGAUAGAAUCCCACCAAAAAACUAAAUCUAGGCAAACCUUUCUCUGAUCAGUAUCCACAUUACAGCUGCACAUGUAGCAAGUCCAUACCUGAAAAGAGAUGCAACAGAAACAAGCAUCUUAAGUCACAUGCAAUGAGCCAUAGUUAACAGAAGACAGCCAAUUAUUUUUGGGUAAAGCUGACGCUUUUGUCCCAUGCUUGGUUCUCUAUCUAUCUCCAAAUGCACAAAUCAGUUCCUGAUUAAAUCCUACCUGCUUUCUGUUUGUUGAACACAACACGGAAACAUACUCUCAAAAGCUUGUGUGUCAAAUGUGUGUCUAUGAUGUAACAUAGGUAAGGAACUAAGCAAUUUUUUUACAAGUUAUUAAAGAGAUUAUCAGAGAAGGCAAGACGAUGAACCUUUUAUCAUGCAACCUGACUGCAACUUGAAUACUAGUACAUGGCACCACACUAAUGCGAGUGGCAAUGGCAUAAAUAAAGUAACCCAAAAGACUCCAAAAUUGUGUGUUAAAAUGAAAUCUUUUCUGGCAAGUUGCACCUUGGUAUUAUCAGUUAAUAUGAUUUUGGGAUUCACUCUUCUAAAUGCUGAUCCUUGUGCAUUUAGGGGUCUGAAUGCAUUCUCAUGGCUCUACGUCAACCUAGGAACAUUUUCCAUAUACUACUAUGUCAGGGACCUUGUUUAAGAAAUACAAGUCACUGGUGACAGGCACUUAAAACAUGAAAGGCAAAAGAGGAAAGGUGAAAUACCUUUCUUGCUGUGACAAACAAAAAGCAGUAGUGCAAUAAAAUGAAUGAAAAAAGAGAAGAAAUGCAAAGUAAGAAUUACCUACGAUUACACACCGUUAAAGCUAUAAAUCAUUAGACAAAAAUAAAAUAAAUGGAAAAGGAGAAGAAAUGCAAAGUGUGAAUGAUAGGAGGCAACAACUUCUUAACAGCCCUUUUGUCCUAAAAAGCUUUACUGAAGACCUGGGGGGGAGUUUAUACUGGAUUGGGUUUCUUCAUUUGAGAAGACAAUUGUGGUAAAAACUACAAUAACAUAUCAGAUAUAAUAUCUCACAAUAUGCAUUUAAUGAUUGUUGGAAAAAGAACACCGAUCAUCGGAAUGACAGAAUCUAUCCCAAAUCAAUAUAAAAGAAACACACCCAAGGGCCCGUUGUGUCGCUUAGCUUCAAAAAUGAACAUUGAUGAUGACUAAGAAAUGGUCAUGUGAAGACAAAUAAAAUUUAAACUAAGAAGGCAUGUCAAGAAAAGGCAAGACAAGAUUAAAGCCAAAGGUAAGCAUACAUACCCACCACACUGAUGAUGUUGAGCAGUGUUAGAACUAACAGGCAUGUACCAGGGUCCAUAGUUAGCCAAAUGUUUGCAUUGUUUAUCAGGUGUACAUAGUACGCACGGCAUAUGAAGAAUAUUUACGCUUUACUGCCAUGCAAGGAUUUAAAGUAUUCUUGGAUUGCCGCACUAGCAUGUGCUACCAGUUUUCUAAUCAGUGAGUAAAGUGAUGGUAGGUUAUUGUGAUGAACCUUCCUCUAAAAGUAAGUACAACAAACAAAAACGAAAAAAAGUGAUGAACCUGGUCUUCUAUCCAACGACAUGCCAAGCGUCAAACUCCACAAUAAUGAUAUAUUGGGGGUUCAUGUAUUUGGAUUCUUUUAAAUGAUUCGUAGUGGUCAUGCCAAUGUAAUGCAGGGGGCAGCCAGGGUAGCACAGCGUGUCCAACUGUUCCUAACAAUUACAGAAGAUAUAUUUGUUUCCUCACAUAAACAAUACACUUCUGGAUUAAGUAAACAAAUAAACAUCACUGCAGGUCGUCUUAUUGGCAAGGUGAGUACACUUAACUGUUAUACUACUAGAUAUAUUACAUGUUCAACGGAAGAAUAGAACAACGAGGGAAUAAACUAGAUACUUCUGCUUGAAACUAUCCAUGUUCAAUGAAAGACUGAAAAAGAACCACGAAUCAAGAAUGGCAAGUUACAGUAACUCACUUUAGAUCCAAAGUGAAAUAAUAAUUCUUAAGAUCAAGGUUUCAGGACAAGAUCAACAAAUUACCGCUCAGCUGAGGAAGGUUUAAAUUGUUACUAAACAAUUUGUAGUAUACGAGCAAUAUAAAACAAAAUUAUAUGCGUUUAAGUCCAAAAGAAUCAGCAUCCUCAAAACAUGAGCCGUAAAGGAACUAAAACCAACGGAGCCUGCACUCCUGCAGUCACAUUGAGAAAGGUUUAAUAGUUACUUAAUAAUUUGUUCUAUAAUAAAAUAUAAAAACAAUAAAGCAUCAUCAUAAGAAGUCCAUACAAAAUCAGCAUCCUCAAAACAUGAUGCUUGAUUGUGUAAAGGAACAAAAAGUAUCAGAGCCUGCAGUCGCAUUGCCACAUGAAAGUAUAAGAAUGUUAACUGAGGAACAGUUCAGAAUUAAGAAUGAGGGGCCAGGAGCUUACUUAAGUCAUGAAAUGGAUGUGUGCGGUUGAUGACAGGUUACAAGUAGAUGCAUACAUACCAAAUAACCAAAACAGUAUGUCUCGUGAGUUAUGAUGGCUGGAAAAAUGGAACGGAAAAAAAGUGCAACUCACGUGUACAACAGAUUGUGCACAGUUAUGAUGGCUGGAAAAUGGAACAGAAAGAAGAAGUGCAACUGACUUGUACAACAGAUUGUGCACAGUGGAUUCUUCAACUGCAUGAGCCUUAGACAAUGGGCCUCCCUUUUAGGUAUGCAUUGUUUGUCAUUACAGAAAGGAAUUGU